CUGGUGGCGGCUGCCAGGCCGAGCAGCUGCCGUGCUUCCACGACACGUUUCCAUGGAGGAGGAGGACAAACACCGAGGUCUGUGGGGACGUCAGCGUCACGCUCACUGUCUCCCACACAUUCAUAUUCCACUGAACACAAACAUGAGGAUCAGGGAGCAGGUCACAUCGUGAAGAGGGAGGAAAAGCACAGUGAAAUCACCUCAUUCUGACAGAGGAAGGGGCUUAGGUCAGUUUGAGAUUCUGUGAAGUCGACUUCAGAUUCAAAGUCUUAGUUCAUCUGAUGUUCAGGUAACAAACAAUAACAAAAAUAUAUUUUAUAUUAUAUUUAUAUGCAGCAAAUUAUACAAAAUAGACCUGAGUUUCUGUCACUUUCUCUGACUACAACACAUUAUUUACAUAAAGAUUUAUAUUGAUAUAUUAUUUCAUAUAAACACAUGUAUACAUGUUUUGUUGAAACAAACAAAUUAUAACUAGAUGUAAUAUAAUAGACCGUAUACAUCUAUUCAGAUGAAACAUUGACCCCUGCUGGACAAAUGUCGUAAAUACAACCAGUCUUUCGUGAAACGCCCAUAAACCGUUCUACGCUUUCUAUUGGAUUAAACGUUGGAAGGGCGACAUGUGAUUGGUCGUUUACUUUCCUAUCGGCCAAUCAGCUCGUUUGUUGACGACUCACACAGAGGUCAUAGUUCAGGAGAAUGUGGAGAUGACGUUUUGUUAGCUUACAGCUGUGGUGCUAACAUCUGUAGAUGUUUAAUAUCAUAUAACAUGUGAAUGACACAGAUCUAUAACCUAACUUCCUGUUUCCUGUGGCGAUGCUGAACACGCUGGGCCUCCUCUCUAUGAGGCCUCCCUGCUCUCACCGGCCUCAGCAGACCUGGAGCAGGACGGUUCGCUGCCUCUCUGCUGGACCUCCUCCUCCUCCUCCCUCACCUCCUGACCCCCCCGAGUGCUCCUCCGAACCAGGACCCAGCCACACUCCCUCUGCUUGGACUCCUGACCAGGGCCCGCCCCCCCCUCCCACACACUGCUGCAUGAGCGGCUGUCACAACUGCGUGUGGAUCGAGCACGCCGAGCAGCUGCUGGCGUUCUACCACGACGGAGGCGACCAGGCGCUCGCCGCCAUCGAGGAGAACGUCCUGGACGAGAACCUGAAAACCUACUUGAAGAUGGAGAUUAGACUCCUGAAGAAGACGUGAUGUUUUUACUGCCGGGGUUGACAGACACUUUGUACUUUACACCCCAGUCUCUUAUUUUACCUCCACAUGUUACAGUCUGGAUCAUAACUUAUCAUCUUAUCACGUAUGUUACACUGACGGCUGCUGUUUGUUGUGUGAAGCACCUGAAGUUCCUACCAAAUCCAAUGAGGUUUUGUUUCCUCCUCAAAUCAACUGAAGGCUUCAUUUUAACUUUAUUUAUUAUUGCUGAUUUGAAAAAUGGCGAUAAAACUUAAGACUUUAAGAUGGAAUUUGACCUGAUUCCUUAAAUUUCAGUUUGAGAACAAACAACCUGUCGUACUCGUUAGCGAAAGUGUGUGAUUGGUAGAGUUUGUGUUCUCUAUAAGAAAAUCCUGUUCAUUUCCAUCAGUGUCUCUGAUUCAUGAAUCUGAAUAAUUCACUGUCAUGUUCCUUUGGUCGUAAAACACAUGAUUUAUUUAUCCGUUUUUUUUAUGUUUGAACUGAAGUGGUUAAAGUAUAUUAAAUGCAUCUUAUUUAUAUAGUUCAUCAGCUUUAUUUAAUUUAAAUGAUGUAUUUGAAGUUUAUUUUUAGGAUUUUUUAAAUUAAAAGUUAAUUAUAAGAAGUGUUUUCCUUGUUACUUCUACACAGGAACAGUCCACUAGAGAGCGCUAGAUACACAUAAAAAUACCUGUUGUCGUUAAGUGAAAAUAUUUUAACAAUAUUUUAAUCUUAUUUCAUCAUCAUGUGGAUUCAACCAGCUGCUUCUGAAUUGUUUUCCGGCAGCUGACUCUCUAAAUGUUCUUUUCUCCUUUUGAAACGUAUAAAACUAUGAAUUCCAUUUGAUGUAAAUGGGUUUAAAGAACUCUUCUUGCUGACCACACAGAACAAGCUGGUGGAUCAUGUCAGAAGUUCAGUGGCGUGAGAAUGAGAGUGUCGGCAGGUGAAGGCAGCCUCUCUGCUUGUGACCCUGAUCUCUCCCUGACUCAGCACUGGUACCAGUGGUUCUGUGUUGGUCCUGAUUACACAGGAGACGAUGGGCAGCCACAGUUAUUCUUUUGAUCUGGGUUACACAGAGGAUUACACACGGAUCAUGUACAGAAGCGUGUGCCCAGCCACCCUGACGUGAUGGAAAACACAAGAUUAGUGCCAACGUGUCGUCUCUCGCUAACAACGUGUCUUAAUAACCUCUCAGCAUCUGAUCACACCCCCCAGGAGAGAUAAUCAGUAUUGUGUCAUUCAGCUGAUUCAGUGAAGUUUAUAAUAAACAACUAUUCCACUGAU
Molecule: messenger RNA, 2457 nt
Organism: Platichthys flesus (European flounder)
Lineage: Eukaryota; Metazoa; Chordata; Actinopteri; Pleuronectiformes; Pleuronectidae
Gene: oxld1
Product: oxidoreductase-like domain containing 1
Exons: 2
Coding region: 814-1197 (127 amino acids)
Cellular component (GO): mitochondrion
Source: RefSeq, a predicted model, not a curated record